Messenger RNA from Cloeon dipterum, 1171 nucleotides. RefSeq lists its product as uncharacterized. The record is from RefSeq and is a predicted model, not a curated record. Lineage: Eukaryota; Metazoa; Arthropoda; Insecta; Ephemeroptera; Baetidae. The coding region runs from base 91 to 996 and encodes 301 amino acids. The transcript is spliced from 5 exons.
GCCAGCGACAGACCGUGACUGGUGAUCGACGAUCCGACAAAAGUCUCGGAGGCGAGUUUAAAUCAGCGUGUCACCUCGACUUCAGCCCAAAUGUCUGGAAAAAGCGAUGGCUGCUCUACCUUAGAGGAAAACUGCAAAAAAAUGCUGAAAUCGACGAUUUUCCUGGGAAAUUACACCGAGCGACGAUGGGUGCCUCACAUGAACCGAUACAAGGAUGUGAUUGUAUUGUCCAAGUCAGAGACGGAAUUGAGAGGAAAUUUGUUAAAACUUCGAAUGGACAUUCAUAACAACCACGAAUCGAUAAAAACUUCGAAUAUAGUCAUUGCCCCCGACUUCACUGUUCUCUACACGAUUUUGCCAUUUGGAUGUCCGUUUGGAAACCAUUGGUUCAAAAUGAAACACGUGAAUAUCGAUCCAAUCGAGAAGGAUGUGAUUUUUAAGCUUAAAAUUGUCAGGUCGGUAGGCCCAAAUGAUUUUGCUGAUUUAUCCAAAGAUGAAGCUACAAAGCCAACGGAUGAUGAAGCUGAAAUGCUCUGGUCAGAUGUGAUGCAAAGACUGCAAUUCGCCCUGUCUGUGACCAACGUGGUGCACUGUCUGAGAAUAGCCCUGCUAGCAAUCAUGACAGUCGGAAUGGGUGCAUUCAUAGCUGUCAAGUCACUUGCAAUGUUCAGCCUCGGCUUCAUACGAGAAGUGUCAAUUCUGAUAAGAUCGUCAACCCCCCUCUUGCUAGGAGUUUCCAACGUGAUUGCCAAAAUUUUUGGUGCAAUAUUUAUUCUCAUCUCAAUGGUCUGGAAAGACCUUUUCUACUUGGCCAGAAGAAAGUUUGAUCCAGAAGGCACCCCAGCGCAAGGAGGCAACACGGUGCGACCCCAAGUUCCUGCUCUAACAUUUUAUAACUCAUCAUACAACACUCCCCUUUCACGAAACAUGGCUCACUAUCGUCAGUACACACGACAUCAGAGCGGUGUCGUCAUUACUGAGCUGCCAAAUGAUUAAUUCAGCUUUCUAGGCAGCUCUGUGUAUGUUAUGCUGUGUUUAAAACAAUUUUAUGACUCUUUAUGUGGUUCAGAGGUUUUAUUUAGAACAUCUUGUCCAAAGCCACCAUAUAAUAUAUGUUGCUUUGAUUGUGCAGUGAAAAAUCCAAUCGAAAUAAAAAUGGUGAUUAAAAUUA